AUGGCAUCUUCUUCGCAUAUUAAAUGGAACUGCCCGGAAUGUCAAGAUAAUGAUAGUGGUUGCCGUAAAUUUUGUAGCAAUUGUCAUUCAAUGUUAGUUUGGACAUGCCUUCCUUCUGAAAAAUCUGGUUUAUAUAGUAAUUUUUCUCGACAUUGUCAAAGAUGUAAUUACUGUUCACCAGAACGUGAAGAAGAACGAAAACAAUUAAAAGAUGAGAAACAGAUAUCGAAGAUACAGAAUCUUGAAACACUAUAUGCUGAUCAAUAUCCAUGGUCAGAAUGGAGUCGUAGUGAUAAUUCUUGUAAACAGCAUACAGGACUGGAUCUCGAACAAGUGCAACUAUUAUACGAUAUGUGUGAGCAAUCGAUCGUAGAAUACUGUGCGAAUCGAAAACAACAACUUACACAAAAUACAAAUGUACCAUUUUUAUCUCCUAUCAAUCUACUUUCAGUCACGUUGUGGUAUUUAAAACAUUAUCAUUCCGAGCGCUAUAUUGCAGCAGAACUUCACUUCAGUCAAACAACAGUCAAUUACUUUCUAUCAGCGAUGAUAGAUAUUCUCUACCGUUGUGUAUAUCAAAAACUAGUUGUAUUACCUGAUGAUAUGGAUGACGAAGAUACUACUCAUGGACCUGAACAAUACCACAAACUAAUAGUUGACUCGACUUGUAUCUCAAUUGAUCAACCUGAAGAUCGUGAAGAACGUAAAACCUAUUACCACGGGAAAAGUCCGACUAAUUAUGGGUUUAAAGUGCAGAUAGCUUGUGAUUUUCGUCAUCAAAUUGUACAUGUCUCGGAGUGUUUUAAAGGCAGUGUACACGACUUAACCAUUCUCAGAGAAUCCGGGCUCUUAGAAUGCGUAGAAGACAAUGUCCAAAUCAUUGCUGAUAAAGGUUAUAUUGGUGAACCAUAUGUAGUAACUCCGAGAAAAAAACCUCGCGGUGGUGAACUUACAACCGAAGAUAAAGAUUUUAAUCGAAAUAUCUGUUCCGCAAGAGCAGCUAUUGAAAAUAUCAAUCAACGUAUGAAACAAUACGCGAUUAUAGGACAUGUUUACCGAGGAUCUUAUGGUGACUUCGACAAGAUUACUAAAAUCACACGCGUAGUUUCUGCUCUUUGUAAUCUUAAUUUGGAUAAACAUCCUAUUCGCAAGGAUUGA
Rotaria sp. Silwood1 is the source of this 1158-nucleotide messenger RNA. The record is from the annotation of a GenBank genome assembly. Lineage: Eukaryota; Metazoa; Rotifera; Eurotatoria; Philodinida; Philodinidae.